Penicillium malachiteum is the source of this 963-nucleotide messenger RNA. RefSeq names its product MIF domain protein. The record is from RefSeq and is a predicted model, not a curated record. Gene Ontology annotation, molecular function: phenylpyruvate tautomerase activity. Bases 1 to 963 code for a protein of 320 amino acids. The transcript has 3 exons. NCBI's taxonomy places the organism in Eukaryota, Fungi, Ascomycota, Eurotiomycetes, Eurotiales, Aspergillaceae.
AUGGAUCUCCCGAAGAAAAAGCCCUCUUUGCCUCGUCUGGCAACCAACCUUGAGUCGCAAUCAUCCCCAUCAUUGCCACUCUUGCACAGGAAAUCAGAUGAGAAUGCGCGCCCCAAGCCUGAGAGACCAUGGACUCUGCAGUCUCCAUACCCAGAAGAAAGAGAGGACACUAUCUUGCCUGCACUUCGUUAUGUCCCACACAAAAGUGUGCCCUUGCCCUGGGAAGAGAUUCUGCCCUUGAAAGAUUGUCAAAACCUGCCGGCACCCAAGAAAAAGAUCCAAUACUAUGAAGAUGCAUUCACAGCGCGUGGUGCGCACAACUCUCCCCAGGAUCGGGUUGCUCAAGACUCCAUUGUUGUCAUCGAAGUGAAAACCAACUGCAAGAUCAAAGAUGAACAGAGAAAGCUUGUCGGAGAUCUGAUUUUUCGACUCGCUCAAAUCUAUCAACGCCCAGAAACCUCCAUCAUGCUGACCCUUCAGCAAGAGGCCGGUGUCUUCUUUGGCAACAUUACCGAGCCAUCCUACCUGCUGAAGGUCUAUGCCCUACCGCCUCUGAUUGCCCCAUUUACGAAUCUGCGCAACACCAGUUUGAUCCAGUCGGCCAUGCAAGAUCUGUUGCAUAUUCCCAUGGAACGAGGCGUCGUAAUCUACACUCCGGUUCCUGAGGACAACCUCGCUAACAAUGGCUCGACCGCCCGAGGAGAAAUUGUCCGAUUGGAAAGAAAUGAGCAGGAAGAUAGCCCCGGACUUUUCAAAACAAUCUCACGCUCGAUGUCUCGUCGUCUGAAAAAUACCAGUAGCAGUGGUGGGAGUGGGCCCAUAUCCUUACCAUCUACUGCUGGGACUGCUGGGACUGCAGAAGAUGCGAAGAGUGACAUGAUUGAAGAGUAUGAGGGUAUGCUGAAGGAAGAGAAGGAGCCUGAGAAAGAGAAUAGCCAGGUUAUCAAGGUGUCUAACGAGUAG